GCCAACAGAGGCGAACAGACCGCGUCGCGACCGCGCCCUGUUCCCGAGUGUUCGUCCGUCCGUCUGUCGUCGGACAGUGGCCAACGUGGAUCUACGGGGUGUCCCGACUGCAGCUGCCCCCACGGGCAUCCGCGGGAGACUGCUGCUCGCACAGCCCGCCAGACUGUUCCAGGGGGCACAGAACAGAUUCAGGGAGACAGGUUAAACCGAACCGGAUGGCACUGCGCUUCCCCCUUCCACCACACGCCCGCUGAACCCCGGGACCACUACUGACCACCUGGAGCACGGACCUUCCACGAAGAUGGCGUCCACGCACAUCCCCAUCAUCAACAUGGAGCUGGGGGAGCUAAAAGAGGUCAUCUGGACCAAGGUGCAGGAGCCGCGCACUCAGCGCAAACUAGUGCUGGUAAUCGUCUCCAUAGCGCUGCUGCUGGACAACAUGCUGUACAUGGUCAUAGUGCCGAUCAUACCCGACUACCUCAGAUACAUCGGGGCCUACGAGGAUUUUCCCGAACCGGUGGUAAACGCCAGCUAUCCACCAGGUACCCCGGUGAUUCACGACCACCAUGGGCAGGACUCGGCUACCGGCAUCCUCUUCGCGUCCAAGGCCAUCGUCCAACUGAUGAUCAACCCGUUCUCGGGAGCGCUGAUCGAUCGCAUAGGUUACGACAUCCCGAUGAUGAUCGGCCUGACGAUCAUGUUCCUCUCCACCGCGGUGUUCGCCUGCGGCCGCUCCUACGGACUGCUUUUCUUCGCCAGGAGUCUGCAAGGAGUCGGAUCGGCCUUCGCGGACACCUCAGGGCUGGCUAUGAUAGCAGAUCGCUUUACGGAGGAAAACGAGCGUUCGAAAGCCCUGGGCAUCGCCUUAGCCUUCAUCAGCUUCGGUUGCCUAGUGGCGCCACCUUUCGGCGGCGCGCUCUACCAGUUCGCCGGCAAGGAGAUGCCGUUCCUCAUCCUGGCCUUCAUCUCGUUGAUGGAUGGCUUCAUGCUGUUGCUGGUGAUGAAGCCCAUCAAGGAGCAAAUGAAGGAAUCGCAGAUGGCCAGGCCGCCUUCGGUGCCCAUCUGGAAGCUAUUCAUGGACAAGUACAUCGCCGUCUGCGCGGGCGCGCUCAUGAUGUCCAACGUCGCGCUCGCCUUUCUAGAACCCACCAUUACGUUGUGGAUGGAGGACAAUAUCACCAAAGAAAACUGGAAGGUGGGCAUCAUCUGGCUGCCAGCGUUUUUCCCCCACGUCUUCGGCGUCAUAAUCACCGUAAAGAUGGCCAAAAAGUACCCCCAGUAUCAAUGGAUCAUGGCGGCAGGCGGUUUGGCACUGGAGGGUCUCUGCUGUUUCAUCAUCCCUUUCGCCAAUUCGUACAUCUUCCUGAUGGUCCCUAUCUGCGGCAUCUGCUUCGGAAUCGCGCUCAUCGACACGGCGCUUUUACCCACCUUGGGAUACCUGGUGGACGUACGCUACGUGUCCGUCUACGGCAGCAUCUACGCCAUCGCAGACAUAUCGUACUCCGUGGCUUACGCCGUGGGCCCCAUCAUCGCUGGAGGCGUCGUGGAAGCCAUAGGCUUCACGGCUCUCAACGUCGGUAUAGCCUUUAUGAACUUGGGUUACGCCCCAGUGCUGAUGUAUCUGCGGCACAUCUACGACUUCAAGCCCUUCGAGAACGAGGCUAACAUCUUGAUGGCAGAUCCACCUAACAAGGAGUACCAGACGUAUUCGAUGCAGGAACAGAAGCCUGUGAUGGGUGAUAUUCAGAACCAUUUGGAGUACAAGCAGCAGCAAGAGGAGACACAGUUGGGAAAUAACACCGGUGGAUACCAACAACAACAAGACAGUUACUACCAGCAGAGCGGAUACCAGGAGACAGAAUUCCAACAAGCGCCUCAGUCGCAACAGAGGCCUCAGGGAAGAGUGCUUCCUCAGCAGCCUCAAGCGGCGAACCCGUUCAGACCUCAAGCGCCAGCACCGGCACCGACUGGUGGCAAUCCAUUCCGGCAAGGGUUCUAAGUAGGUAAUGCCUUGCAUUAGGAAUGAGAGCUCUGGAUGCUUAUUCAAAGGGAAUGUUGAUCGUGAAGCUAAAUAUACCUCAAGUACUGGUAAUCAGUGUAAUAGCAGAAACAUUUUAUUGAUGCGACGCUGAGCAUUUCCAGUCCUUGAAUUGCCGGAACAAAGUAAUUGUUGAGUCAGUUCAAAUCAUCUGCUGGCAUCAUGACACUAGCUUGCAGUAUCUAUCUGUACUAUAAGCAAUUCUAAUAUUAUUAUUCGCUAAAUAGACUUGCAAUAUAACAUCAAACUCAUAGUGCAUACUUCUGUCAUCGACGACGAGUUAUUUUUGCCUCUGUACCGUACCAAUGUCGACACAGUUAUAGUAUGGUGAUUUCAUUAUACAAGUCUCUGUAAUAAUGAAGACUAGCCUUAUCGAUAUAAAUUUCAGUUAUGGGUAAACCUUAUAACGUAGAAAGCACUAAUAGGCCAAAUAAUUGAAUAGUAUAGAAAGUAUGCGAUUCUCUUCCAUGUGGGUAUGGUGAAAAGUGAAUACACGCUGACUGGGCUACAAUAGGGUCGUCUCCCUGAAGCACCUAUCGACACCCCACAACUAUCGUUAGCAGAUAUGCCAAUUUCAUUUUCGAUGUGCAGUCAUUAAAAACUUCAGUAGACUAGUGCGUAGAUCCAGUGCUCCGAUUAGCCAGUUGGCAACGAUUGCCGUAAAAGCACGCCCCCGAUAAUCAAAAGGACAGGGCUGACCCAGCUCAGUGCAACCAAACUAUCCAUAGGCUUUUACAAACAUGCGCACAAUUUGAGCAAACAUCUAUGGUCAUUCGAAAGAAACAUUAUGUAUCACUCUAAUCAGUGAUAGAUUUUCGUAAACACCGCAUGGCCUGAGCACUCCAUACGGCUCUGGCAAGUCUGACCUCAACCCCCUAGCAAUAGUGUUUAUCUACAUCUACUGCACCUUGAAAAUAGAUUUGUAUAGCUCAUAGAACGUCGUGAAGCAGACGUGAGUGAGUUCAGAGCGAUGAUCUGGGGAUCAGGACCUAGAGGAUUAAUUCAAAUACUUUAUUUGCGAAUAUCUUCAAUUCUACGCAGACUGUUGAAGAUGGCAGAAGUUUCGAAAAAUAACUAGGUAUAAUCGGAACUGGUGAAUAACAAUCAUUCUCAAUCGUUUUGGAAGGAAAUAUCACAAUUCUCGUCGCUAGGUGUCCAAGCACAUUUUUGAAAAUUAUCUUCAAAUUCGUCUGUGUCCUUACUGGCGGCUUCUCUAUUCUCUCCGGCCCUCUCGGACACCUCGUAAGAGCAUAAACAAACAAAUAUUGUAGCCCAAUGUUCGACAUGACAAAAUCAUAAAGGAAUGGUCGGAUAUAAUUAGAAGACUUAGAGGUUCCUACAAGAAAACAGAGAUUUAUCUCUACAUUCGGUAAGUACAGUCAUCUCGCCUCCAAAUUACUGCUAUCGCUCAGCCAUACUCCAGUUUCCACAGCAGAUGGUGUACAUGGGCUAAUCAAACCUCUCAACAAUGUUUACCUCUACAAGUCCAACCGCAUAGCUGUUUGGAGAAAUUUCACAAACAGUCUUAGUUACCUUUGCAUCACUAUUAAUACACGAAAGUAUGGCAUCUAUUGUGCUGAAGUAGCUCAUUGAAGCAAACAUGUUUGAGUUGGUAAAGUGCGUUGAGGUUGUAUGAAGAUAAAAAUAAAUUUCUCAAAUUGAAGUCAUCUCACAACUUUACAGCCUCUCCCAUAUUCCAUCUUUCAACCUGCUCGGGAAGUGCAUUGGAUGGAUGCUUGAGAGCUGAGAACCACAGCCUGUCAGUAGUGCAGUAGUGAUGGGAAGGCCAAGCCUGGCGACUAAGCUACCUUUGACCAUUUUUGUCGACUCCUUAGUACCAACAAUCUACUACUCCUAAAGCCACCAACACGCAACACAACACCCAUGGCUCUUAAUUAACUCCCGCAGCGAAGAUUCGAAUCCGGUAGCCUAGGUUCGGUCUAGUAGUAGCUCGACGCUCUAAACACUUAGCUAACCAGGCCCCCUACAACAGCCUGGAGCGAGUGAGACCAACGAACCGUCCCUUUCCCGGAACUGUCUUUUUUGGACAUAUCUUCAAGUUGGGAGCUGUCUUUUCUUCUUUGUUCAGUCCAUUAUUCGAUCUUCUUGCCCUACAUCUCCCCUCCCCCAUAAACAUGGGGAUUAGGAGUUCGGGCUACUGCGGUGCUCAGCGUGUGAAGUCUUGCUGAUAUUUUGCUGUCGAGGACGGUGCCAACAAACGAAGCCACGGCAUUCCAGUUUGCUUGGGAGGGCAGCAUCAGCUGGACGAUGCUGUCCGGGCGAACCUUGGGCCACCAGCCGAUUAUGGCAGUUGUUACGUUCCAUCCAAAAAACGUGUGGAAUGCGUUAUCCGGAAUGCAACAGUGCUGACAUCUUCUGUGAAAUGAAAACCAUGGAAAUAGGACUCAAACAUCCGUACCCCGAGAGAAACUGCGUGAUAUAGAAGUCGACCUCCUCCCACUCUCUGGUCACCUACCGCUCCAUGUUCCUGAUGAAACGCCACGUCCAGCGACCCUUCUCAGUUGUCCCAAGCUUCUUGCCAUCGUUGGAGUAGCAGUUCCCAAGCAUCUGCUCUUUUCAUUCCGUUUCAACAGCCUAUUGUCAGUGUUGGUAGCAUCCCCAGUAGUGGCGGAAAUCCUUUCCAAAUGACUGGAUAAGCAUACUCCUCCUGUGACGUAUCUAAACUACGAAAUGAGCUAUUGGCCUUUGGUCUCGAGGUUUUACAUAUUUAGUCGAUCAUUCUGGGAUGUUCGAGGUAUCUAUGAUGUCGGUAUUAUUCUAUUCCUCUAACCUAUAGGAGUAAGUAGUAUCGAUUUAAGUCUGGAAUAGCUUUGCCCACUUCAAGUAUCCGAUUUUAGAGUUUAUCAAAGAUGAGAUCAGGCGGUGAACUGAAAUUACAAAGCAUCCGGAGCUUUAUUCGACAAUGCAAUUUAGACUGUAUAUUGUAUAUGUUAGUAAUUCUUCAAUAUUCUGCUGUGUAUUAAUGUAAAUAGCAUUAUCUACUCAUCGUUCCUCCUGCUGUACAUACAUAUCAAGAGAUGUAUUCUACUAUUACGAUAUAAGUACGCUAUGGCGUAGAUUAUUAGUCCCACAUAAUUAUUUGGGCGGCGGUUUUUGACUGAUUAAGGGUAUAAGCGGCCAUUAAAAGCACCUCAAAAACACUUUUAUCAGUUACAUCAAACGGGUGAUAUAGUAGUCAACACGGAACUCAGAUUAAUGAGAGGCUUACCCUCCUCCAUCUUAAGUCAAAUUAAUCAUACGAGCUGGAGAGCCAAGUAGCUCGGAUGGACAAAAUGUUGACUGUGAAAAUAAAUACGUUUAUCCUGAAGAUAUUUCAGUAUUUUGUGGUGCGGAUAUGCUGCUACGUCUGCUCUAUCUGAAAUAUGAAGUGGAGUUUUAUCGCAGCGUAUAUCUUCUUGAAGAAACAAAAGAUACUUCAUUAAUUGGUAAUCUAACCUACUUUGAAUAUUUGUUUUGUGGGGAGAUCAAAACUGUCGAAACUUUUUCUUGUGUUUUUAUUUUUACAAGGCGACCUUACACCCUUCGAGUCCACUGAUUUUGCCGCAUUUUGCUCUAUGCGUUGUUAGGGACUUGGUCGUUUAGUAUAGUC
Molecule: messenger RNA, 5648 nt
Organism: Acanthoscelides obtectus
Lineage: Eukaryota; Metazoa; Arthropoda; Insecta; Coleoptera; Chrysomelidae
Source: the annotation of a GenBank genome assembly